Benincasa hispida (wax gourd) is the source of this 3403-nucleotide messenger RNA. The record is from RefSeq and is a predicted model, not a curated record. NCBI's taxonomy places the organism in Eukaryota, Viridiplantae, Streptophyta, Magnoliopsida, Cucurbitales, Cucurbitaceae.
AUCCUUCUAUUUCAAUCAUGUUCUUUUGUUCUUUAUCUGCGAUCUUCUUUUAGUACUGUUGAAUCUCGAUGUUUCUUUCUUCAUUUUGGUGUUUUCUUGUGUUUUCUUUUCUGGGUUUGUUCUGAAUUUUGGAUUGGAUAAUGGAGAUCUCUUGUUGGGGCUUGGGUAUUCGGUGUUUUGGAUUUCUUUGUUGGGUUUGAUUGAAUUGGGGAUUUGGACUCUGGAUUCUUGGAUCUGUUCUGUAGGGAAAUGAUUUCGGUUGAUAGUUUUGAUCUGUUGUUGUUUUUGUUAAAACGAAGAUUUGGGUCUCAUUUUGGAAUUUGACUAAUUGUUAAUGUGUCCUCAGUUUCUCCACUUCCUAUGUUUGUGCAUGAAUUGUUGAUUUUCUUUCCCCCAAUUGUUUGAUCCUUAUUGAUCUGGGUUUUGUUUCCGGAUUCAUCAUUCUUAGGUUUUGGAGUUCGUUUUUGGUGGAUAAAUUGUUCUGAUUUAAACAUUUCUAAAGCGUAGUAUAGAUUGGCAAUUCUUUUCGUUUUCCCUGUAAAAGCCGUCAAAACUCUUGUGGAGGUUGGAUGUGGAGGAAGUAUUUUAAUUUCUUAGAUGCAGGGAAAUUGAUGUUAAAUCAAUGACAUGCAGAAUUCGUAAACAGUCAUUUGUUGUCUGUAUAUUUUGUAACUCAUUACGUUUUUAUCACAUUCAAUGUAAGAAUUAAAAGUUUUUGCGUUCAUCAUCUUUCCAUCUGAAUCGAAUUUUGUGUUUCUGAGUUUUGCUCCAUGAGUGCAGAAUAGUUUGUGGUAUCUCUCCAUAUCGAAAAUUUAUUUUUCUCACUUUCUCAUUUUGCCUUCGAUCCUGAAAGUUAUUAAUUGGGUGUCCACGAAAUCUUCCAUAGUGAAGAAAAAAAAAAGGGAGGGAAAUGCUUUUAGAUGGAAGGGAAGAUGCCAUAAUCUUUUAUCUUACUAUUUUUCUUGUGAUGUAAUUGCAUGUCUGUUAUGAAUUCUAGGUUAUAUUAUAUACACAAAGAAUACUAGAGCAAAUGGCGGUGUUGUUUCUCAUAAACAAUGGCAUGCAAUUUUUUCUAUUUUGUUAGUUAUGUCAAGCUAGUUUUCCUCAGAAUUCCUAAGAGAUUGUGUAACCGGCUUGGUUACAUCUUGUAGAGCAUUAGUUGUGCAUUUUAGUUCUCUUGCUAUGGGUGGAUGAAACUCAUUAGUUCUUGAAGUUGUUGCAUUUGUGAUUUUUUCCCUAGUUAAUUUAUAAAGUAACUGGCCUUACUGUAUGGAAAUGUUUGUGGCUCUUCUCAUUCAGCGAAUGUGAAAAGUUACUUGAUCUUGGAAGAUGCCGGUGUCAAAAUCCAAGUCCGCCUCCAAGGAUAAGUCUUCUGCAAGGGCUGCUUCUAAGAAACAGCUGAAGGCUUCAAAAACCUCUGCUUCUAAAAAUUCAAACAGGAGUUCAGCAGCCACCACUGCUCAAAAUCCAGUUGAUGAAGUGGUUCAUACGGUUGAAAUAUCGUCAACACUAACCACUUCCUCGUUGCACUCUGACAAUGGUCACUUCCAGAACAUGGAAGAUGUGGAUGACCACUCAAGCAGUCCACGGGGUACAGCAUCUGAUUUUGAUCUGUCUUCUAACAAUGGUAGUUGCUCGGGUGAGUCGGAGGAUCCAAAAGAGAAGACAGUUGAUUCUUCGAACCAGCAAGAGAGGACAUCUGGAUGUGACCAUGAGAAACGGGAGAAGAUUCGACUAAAGAAUGAGAAGAAACACCAGAGACAGAAAGAGAAACGGGCUCAGGAGUUGCAUGAACGAUGCAAAGGCUAUCUAAUGUCUAGAAAGCUCGAAGCUCUUUCUCAGCAACUGGUUGCUAUGGGGUUCUCUCCGGAAAGAGCUACCAUGGCACUAAUAUUAAACGAGGGUAAGCUAGAGGAAUCAGUCGCCUGGCUCUUUGAAGUAAACGAGGAAGAACCCCGGAACAAGGACGCUGCUAAUAUUAUGAGUGGGAGUAACUUGAAGAUUGAUAUUAGCAGUGAACUAGCUCAUAUUUCGUCUCUUGAAGCACAGUUUAAAUGCUCAAAGCAGGAGGUUGAAAGAGCCGUAGUUGCUUCUGGUGGUGAUCUUGAUAAGGCGGAAGGCAUUCUAAGAGAACAAAAGCAGAAAGAAUCUAUCAGUCAGUCGAAUCACGAAGUAGUUGGUGAAACAAAUAGUAUGGCAAGAGCUCAAGAAAUGCCUGGGUCUGCACCAGUCUUUACAAUGCAAUUGAGUAAAAACGAUCGAGAGUUUAGCCAUAAUAGUCCUGCAAUGACGGUACCAGCAUGGUUAGAAGCAGGCAAUAGGAGCAUACAGCAGUCUUUGAAGACGUCAGAUCAACCGAGACUGCUAAGGGGAGGGGAGAAGAGGUGGCCUGCUGUAGGAUCAGGCCUUUCUUCGUCAACUUUGAUUCCACCAUUGCCUGUAGUUACUUCUCAUCCAUAUGUAAGGGCAGAGUCUCAAAUUGGUGUUUCUAAAAACGAAGCCAUCAAUCUUCGGCGAGAGAUGCCGGAGCAGCCAGUAGAGCCAGUUGUUUUUAUGCAGCAGCAGCCUCAAUCCAUAAAUGGUUUGCAAAACUCAGUUUCCAGUCCCAUGCUUCCUGGAACAACUCCAUGGUAUUCAAACAAUGCUCCAACUAUAAAAAAUAUAAUCUCAAGUGACAAAUUGUUGCACAACCAUAGCAGGAUGAUCCUUGGUGCAGAAAAUAGAAGGCUAGAACAGAUCUACCAUCAGGUUGUUCAUAAUCAACCACAAUUCAUGUCUGGUCCAGUUGAAAUGCUAUCGUCAGGGCUAGAUGUAUCGUGGGCGAAAGAGAAUGCGGCUUCGUCGCACUCGCUUCCUUCCGAAGCGCAAAGUUUGUGGAAAGCUGGUGGUGGAACUCUAUCUUCAUUUGCAGUCCCAUCUUCCUAUGGAUCGAGUUCAAACCUCAGCCAAGGAUCAUCAGCACAAACGACAGGGUUAUUGUCACAGAUGGACUGGAAUAUCGGAGGGUUGAUGCCGUACUGCGAUUACGACAGAAUAGACUGGACUCUGCAUAGCCCGAGUUCGCGAUCGAGCGAGAUGUCUCCAGGAUUUUCAUCCUCGUUGAGGAACGGUUCUGGAAUGAGGCUGUGUGAACUUGGGAUGCAGGGUGGGGGGGGAGGUGUAAAAGAUGUGUCAGGUUCAGGUGGAUUGCGCGAUUGGACUUCACCUUUUGCAGGAAAUGAUCUAUUCAGUGCACCCAGGCAGCUUGUUACAUCUCCAUUUCCUUAGGUUUUGGGGAGAUAUAAGUGUAAACAUGUGUGCCUGAUUGUUGUUACUAUGGACUUUCCCUGUUGUUUAUUUGUAGUUUGCCAAAUGAAAGAAGGUGCAUCAACUAGUGUGGCUAAUAAUCUUAUUGUGUUUCUCC